AUGGGAAUGAAACACUCCUCCCGCUGCCUGCUCCUCCGGAGGAAAAUGGCGGAGAACGCCGCCGAGAGCACCGAGGCUUGUCCUGUCCCAUCCCAGCCUCCUCCGCCUAUUGUUGUUCCAAAGCCAGUGCAAUCUGUUAUACAUGUCCCAUUGCAACCAAGCUGCCCAGGCCGAGGCAAGAUGGCAAAACUCCUCAAUCCAGAAGAGAUGACAUCCAGGGAUUAUUAUUUUGACUCCUAUGCUCACUUUGGAAUUCAUGAGGAAAUGUUAAAGGAUGAAGUGCGCACAUUAACAUAUAGAAACUCCAUGUAUCACAAUAAACAUGUUUUUAAAGAUAAAAUUGUACUUGAUGUUGGUAGUGGCACAGGAAUCCUCUCCAUGUUUGCUGCAAAGGCUGGAGCCAAGAAGGUAUAUGGGAUCGAAUGCUCAAGCAUCUCUGAUUACUCAGAAAAAAUCAUCAAGGCCAACCACUUGGACAACAUAAUCACAAUAUUUAAAGGUAAAGUGGAAGAAGUUGAAUUACCUGUGGAUAAAGUAGACAUCAUCAUCAGCGAGUGGAUGGGUUACUGUCUUUUCUAUGAGUCAAUGUUAAACACAGUCAUCUUCGCACGAGACAAGUGGCUGAAACCUGGAGGGCUAAUGUUUCCUGACCGAGCUGCUUUGUACGUGGUAGCAAUAGAAGACAGACAGUACAAGGACUUCAAAAUUCACUGGUGGGAGAAUGUGUACGGCUUUGACAUGACCUGUAUUAGAGAUGUUGCCAUGAAGGAGCCUUUGGUGGACAUAGUAGAUCCAAAGCAAGUGGUGACCAAUGCCUGUUUAAUAAAGGAAGUAGAUAUUUAUACAGUGAAGACUGAAGAACUGGCAUUCACUUCUGCAUUCUGCCUCCAAAUUCAGCGUAAUGAUUAUAUUCAUGCCUUGGUCACCUAUUUUAAUAUUGAAUUUACAAAGUGCCACAAGAAAAUGGGAUUUUCUACAGCACCUGAUGCUCCUUAUACACACUGGAAGCAAACCGUCUUCUACUUAGAGGACUACCUAACUGUGAGACGAGGGGAAGAAAUCUAUGGGACUAUAUCCAUGAAACCAAAUGCAAAAAAUGUGCGUGACCUGGAUUUCACAGUAGACUUGGAUUUUAAAGGACAGCUAUGCGAAACAUCGGUAUCUAAUGACUACAAAAUGCGCUAGCAAGAAACCUUUCAGAAAGACGGAAGGAAAAUGGUGUCAAGUCUUGAACUGCUGAACUUCAAGCUAGGAAUAACUGUUUGCAAGACUAUCAUAUUAGAUACCAGAAUGUUUACUCUGAUGGGAAGUGGUAACUGGGUCCCUCUUGCAGGUUGUACGGAGGGCUGGGUUCCCUCUGUGAAUGUACAGUAUACAGAACCAUAGCUUUUAUCAAAUAUAUAGGCAAAAUAAGCAACAGUCUUGAGAAUUCUGGUGAGCUUUGGGAUGGCAGAAGAAUAGAAAUUGUACUACUUCCUGUGAAUUUAUGGUUCUUCCAAGCUUUGCAUGUUACAGACGAUUAGGACAGUUUCCUUAAUAUAGAAGACCAUGACAACACUUUGCCAUGGCAGCAUAAUUGACCGUAUAUUUAAUAUAAAUAUACUAUAUAUAUAUAUGUGUAUAUAUGUGUAUAUUGUACACGAGAAAAACUUUGUUGCUUCAUAAUAGGAAUUAGUUUUGUGAUUACUUACUUGUCAUUACAUAGUUGCGGAAAAAUAAUGAUGUUAUUUCUGGCAGUACUUUAGGCACUGGCAUGGUCUGUCUAUCAUUCACUGUCUAAAAUAAUAGCUAUGCAAAGUAUAAGUAAGUUAAUAGAAAGAUGAACAGCUAUUUUUUAGAAUACCAUUUGGAAAAUAUGCAUCAUUAAUUUUAAAAUUUAUCUUCACAAAUGGAUAUCUGCCAGAGCUUUAAAGAACAUUAGCUUUUUAUCCUUGAAAAUAUUUUGUGGUGCAUUUUUAUAGCUGGAUUUUGCAUUGCA
Molecule: messenger RNA, 1978 nt
Organism: Nothoprocta perdicaria
Lineage: Eukaryota; Metazoa; Chordata; Aves; Tinamiformes; Tinamidae
Product: protein arginine N-methyltransferase 8
Exons: 10
Coding region: 1-1185 (394 amino acids)
Biological process (GO): peptidyl-arginine methylation
Cellular component (GO): plasma membrane
Molecular function (GO): protein-arginine N-methyltransferase activity
Source: RefSeq, a predicted model, not a curated record